AUGAUAUUCGAGUGCCAGGACUACACCGAUGAACAAAAGGUCAAAUUGGCAACACUCGAAUUCACCGAUUACGCUAUUGUCUGGUGGGAGCAGGAGCGCACUAGCAGCCAUUACUACCGUGACCUAUACCAGAGGCUCCAGACAUUAGUCCAGGGAAGCCGUAGUGUGGAGGACUACUACAAGGAGAUGGAGAUCACCAUGCUCCGAGCAGACAUUGUGGAGGAUAGAGAGGCUACCCUGGCAAGAUUCCUUAAUGGCUUGAGACCUGAGAUCGCCGAAUUGGUGGAGUUGCAAAACUACAUGGAUAUGCCUGAGUUGAUUGACAAGGCAUCCAAGAUCGAGAGGAGACUUAAGAGGAGGGGUAACCCUCGUAACCCUAACUUCUCUGCCACGUCUGUGUGGAGGGGCAACCCAACAUUCGAGCGGGAACGGCCUAGUCCAGGGGUGCCCAAAUUUACCCCUAAGACCGAGCCACCCAAGCAGACUGUAAAGACAACUCCAAGGCCUUCAUUCGACUCCUCCAAGCCACGAAGCUGCGACAAGUGCUUCAAAUGCCAAGAAUUUGGGCACAUUGCUUCUCAAUGUCCUAAUAGGCGUACCAUGAUUGUCCUACUGAGCGGAGAUGUCAUAUUUGAUGACGAGGAGGAGUUCGCCGACAUGCCUCCAUUGACUGAAGAAGGUGAAGAUUCCGAGGUAGAGGUUGAGGCCACUACCAAGCAAGUGGGUGUUGCUCAAGUAGCCCGUCGGGCUCUUGCGACCCAAGUCAAGAAGGUGGAUGAGGGCCAACGUGACAACAUCUUCUGCACGCGAUGUCACGUCAAGGGAAGAGUAUGUAGUUUCAUCAUUGAAGCAAAUAGUUGUACCAACGUGGCAAGUACUCUUAAGGUGGACCAUCUUUCCUUGCCCACGUUGAGGCACCCUAGCCCAUACCGCUUGCAAUGGCUCAAUGAGAGUGGCGAUAUCAAAGUCACUAAGCAAGUGGUGGUGCCUUUCCAGAUUGGAAAGUAUGAGGAUGAGGGACGGCCAUGGCAAUAUGACAAGAAGACUACGCAUGAUGGUUUCACCAACAAGUAUUCCUUCUUGCACCACAACAAGAAGAUGACACUGGUGCCCCUCACACCCCAGCAGGAAGUGAUUCUACUAUCUCAUGAGGCACUCACUGACUUACCUUCUGAAAUCUCUUCUUUGUUGCGGGAAUUUGAGGAUGUUUUCUCGGAUGAGAUCCCAAGUGGACUACCCCCACUCAGAGGGAUCGAGCACCAGAUAGAUUUCAUCCUUGGAGCAUUCUUGCCGAACAGACCGACAUACAAGAUGGGCCCUGAAGAGACUAAGGAGAUUCAGAGGCAAGUGGACGAGCUCUUAGAGAAAGGUUGGGCUCAAGAGAGCAUGAGCCCAUGUGCAGUUCCCGUCAUCCUCGUUCCAAAGAAAGAGGGCACUUGGAGGAUGUGUAUGGACUGUCGUGCCGUCAACGCUAUCACAGUUAAGUAUCGUCACCCUAUACCGCGUCUAAAUGAUUUGUUUGACGAAUUGUAUGAUGCAGUCAUAUUCACCAAGAUCGAUGUUAAGAGUGGCUACCAUCAAAUUCGAAUGAAGGAAGGGAACGAGUGGAAGACGGCCUUCAAGACUAAGUAUGGUAAAUUUGUUGUUGUUUAUUUUGACGACAUUCUGGUCUACAGCAAGAGUUCUGAGGAACAUGUAGCACAUGUACGAGCUGCCCUUGAGGUUUUGCGUCGGGAGAGGUUGUUCGCCAACCUUGGCAAAUGUAUUUUCUGCACUAAUGAGCUUAUCUUCCUUGGUUAUAAGGUUAGUGCACAGGGUAUUAGAGUGGACGAGAGCAAGGUCCAAGCCAUCAAUGAGUGGCCCGUGCCCAAGACCAUGAGUGAAGUUCGGAGUUUCCACGGCCUUGCGAGUUUCUAUCGCCGUUUUGAUAAAGCUUUUGAGGUUGAGUGUGAUGCUUCUGGUGUAGGAAUUGGAGCCGUGUUGAUCCAAGAAGGAAGGCCGAUCGCAUACUUUAGCGAGAAGUUAAAUGGUGCCGCCAUGAACUACUCCACCUACAACAAGGAGUUCUAUGCUUUGAUUCGUGCACUGGAGACAUGGCAGCACUACCUGAGGUCUAAGAAAUUUGUCAUCCACACUGACCACGGGGCAUUAAAAUACCUCAAGUCUCAACAAAAAUUGAAUAAGAGACACAUCCGGUGGGUCAAUUUUGUGGAGUCCUUUCCCUAUGUGAUCAAGUACAAAGCUGGCAAGACCAAUGUCGUUGCCGAUGCACUAUCCAGGAGAUAUGUUUUGAUUACUUUACUUGAUGCUAUACUCCUUGGAUUUGACCUUAUCAAAGAACUCUAUGAUACCGACUCUGAUUUUUCUGAUAUCUACAAGUCUUGUGCUAAGUCGAGUCAGGAGCAUUUCCCUGUCCAGCGUCGCAACAAGUUGCUACCACGUGGAGAUGGACCAUUCCAAGUUGUGGCGCGCAUCAAUGGCAAUGCCUACAAGCUCGAUUUUCCAGAUGAUGAGGUCGAUUUAAGGACAAAUUUUUCGCAAGAGGAGGGGAAUGAUGAGGAGGUCGAGGGAGCUAUCCAAGUGGAGCAAGUGAAGGUGCCAUUGGGGCCUAUGACACGAGUUCGUACGAAGAGGUUGAAUGAGACACUACAAACAUUGGUUCGUGCGGCCCGUGAGUCAAGUGGAGAGCCAAGGGCCAUCGAGCGCCUCAACGAAACUAGAGAUGUUGUCCUACUAUCGGCCAUCCAUGAGGAUUAG
This is a messenger RNA of Coffea arabica (coffee), 2757 nucleotides long. The record is from RefSeq and is a predicted model, not a curated record. NCBI's taxonomy places the organism in Eukaryota, Viridiplantae, Streptophyta, Magnoliopsida, Gentianales, Rubiaceae.